CCUUCUUUUUGCCGAAAAAACAUGUAGUGCUUAUGGUUGGAAAAUUAUCCAGAUCGGAAGACUGAAAAAGAAAACGUAAUUAUUCUGGCAAUGUUGCUUGAGAGAUACAUACUAAACAAAGUCAUUUUCCUGCCUUAUUGUCUGAUCUAUCGCUUAAAAAUAAUCAUAAACAUAAAGUCUCAACCUUCUUUUAUACCAACCAAGGCUAAUAGAACAUAAAAACAAAUGAUU
Acanthoscelides obtectus is the source of this 231-nucleotide messenger RNA. NCBI's taxonomy places the organism in Eukaryota, Metazoa, Arthropoda, Insecta, Coleoptera, Chrysomelidae. The record is from the annotation of a GenBank genome assembly.